Molecule: messenger RNA, 333 nt
Organism: Rotaria sp. Silwood2
Lineage: Eukaryota; Metazoa; Rotifera; Eurotatoria; Philodinida; Philodinidae
Source: the annotation of a GenBank genome assembly
AUGAACCGUACAUAUGACACACGUUUUCUUGAUUAUGAAGUAUCAAAUAUAAUAGAAAAUUCAAUUAAAGCAACUCUUGGCUCUCAAUCAUAUCAAAAGACAAAAGUUAAUACAUGGUCAGCACAUAUAGUAGAAGCUAUACUGAGUUCAUUAGCAAGAUUGAAUAAACCAUUUAAAUAUAUUGUAUUUUGUGUAAUUAUGGAAAAAAAUGGUGCCGGUUUACAUACAGCAAGUUCAUGUUUAUGGGAUAGUACAACUGACAACUCAUGUACUUUUCGUUGGGAAAAUCCGACAAUGUUUGCUAGUAUAUCGGUUUUUGGUGUAUCUAACUGA